AUGGCUUUCAAUUCCAAAAGGGCACCGAUCUCAAGUUCAAAAGCCAUAGCUGAUGCAGCCUCAUGGUGCUGUGCAUGUUUUCUUGUGUCCCUCUUAUUGCUAUGCAUAUUCAGAGACAUCUCUGCCCUUCAUGACGAUCAAGGGAACUUGAUGAUGAGAAGCAGCCAUGUCUUGUCCAAGCCAUCAUGUGAUGAAAUAUAUGUGGUUGGAGAAGGUGAGACACUUCAUACAAUCAGUGACAAGUGUGGUGAUCCCUUUAUUGUGGAAAAGAACCCUCAUAUCCAUGACCCUGAUGAUGUCUUCCCAGGACUUGUUCUCAAGAUUACACGCUCACAAACAACAUAG
Messenger RNA from Glycine soja, 345 nucleotides. RefSeq lists its product as uncharacterized. NCBI's taxonomy places the organism in Eukaryota, Viridiplantae, Streptophyta, Magnoliopsida, Fabales, Fabaceae. The transcript has a single exon. The record is from RefSeq and is a predicted model, not a curated record. Bases 1 to 345 code for a protein of 114 amino acids.